Molecule: messenger RNA, 1824 nt
Organism: Suillus discolor
Lineage: Eukaryota; Fungi; Basidiomycota; Agaricomycetes; Boletales; Suillaceae
Exons: 8
Coding region: 1-1677 (558 amino acids)
Source: RefSeq, a predicted model, not a curated record
AUGUCACAAACUAUUUCGGCGGCCAGUAGAUUGCUCAAACGCGAACACCUGAAGGGUAGUCUUGACACGGAAGUGGCAUUGGCGAAGAAAACACUACAGAAACACCCUCAACUAUGGGAAAUCAUUCGCCACGCCUGUCAGACGCGCUCGUUCUCUCACAUAGCUGACCUCGAACUAUUUCAAAUACCCCAAGCUAGCGAUCCCGUGCAGUCGUCUCAAGACUUUCUUUACGAUUCAUUCGUCAGACCUUACGUCGGCAAGGCCGUGGACGGUUUCUACGAGUACCUGAAAAAAAGCAACAUGAAGUUCAGGGGUGGUGGCAUGCAUAGGCCAUACUAUGCUAAGUUCUGUUCAAUCGUCCAAAGUUCUGGAACGGGAAAAUCAAGACUAAUGAUCGAGCUCCGGAACAAAGGUGUUAUUGUCUCGUAUAUGAACCUCCGUGAUCCAAGUGAUCUGGGCUACCCUACGCGGGACCUAGUGCCCACGCGUAUAUUGACGGAAAAUACAGGUUGCACUCCAGCCGAGUAUACCGCUCAUUGUUGCGCCUUUUCUACGGCCAUAUUUCAGACGCUUCAACAGGUUCUGAACAACCCUAAUAUCAAAAUGCCAACACCCGAAGAGAAAACCGAUGUGGCGACCGCCGCAAAGUUAAGGAGUACGUCACUCGCAGAUAGGAAGAUCAGGUCGGCAAAAUUGAGAGGCGAGUCAUUCGUCACGACAUCUUAUGACAAUAUGCCACGGGUUCUGCAACAUUUAUUUACAGAGGAAGGCAAUGUUUCGAACGAUGAUCUAAAACUUGUAAUAGCAUUUGACGAGGCUCACACUUUGAGCAACAUAAGUGGAAAGGGUUUUCUUCCAUCAGAUAUAAUUGGCAGGGCGAUCAACUGCUACUCCCAGAAGAGCGACGCGUCGGUCUGGGUCGUUUUUGUAUCUACGACUUUGCAAGUAGCAGUUCCAUCAGAUAUAAUUGGCAGGGCGAUCAACUGCUACUCCCAGAAGAGCGACGCGUCGGUCUGGGUCGUUUUUGUAUCUACGACUUUGCAAGUAGCAGAUUUUUCGGCACCUCAGGAGAUCCAUGAUUCUAUGCGCCUAGCGGUAUACGGCGACCUUGUCUACACGUCUUGGUUCGAUCACAUCGUUGGAUUCGGACAUCCACUGUCUGUCUCUAUGUUUCUAUCUUUGUUUGCAAUUUCGUUGACCGCCAUGAAUAGAUGGAAGUCCCUCGCGGAAAGACUUCCUGUCAUUGAUAUUUUGCGAUUGGCUGCCCAGAAACUCUGCAAAUCUACCAUAUUUAACCCGGGGGAUAAGAAUCAAGCUCUUGCUGUCCUGUCCCAGAGAUUCGGUCUCAACUUUUGUCUUGGUCACCCCGAUGCUACGUCUCAUCUCUCAAAAGCAGUGGUUAGUCACCUGCGCAUGCUAUUCUUAACGACCAAAGAUAGGAUGUGGAACUUCACCGCAUCAGAGCCCCUUCUGUCUUGCGUUGCAGCAAUUAUCCUCCAUAGAAUGCCUUACGAUCUGAGUGACGCUUUGAGGGUCUUGAACAGCAAGGUUGAUGGUGGGAUGGUCGAGAUAGAACAGAGCGGAGAUUUUGCCAGCAGGCUGUUGCUACUUCUCGCCAAGGAUCUCUUUGUCCGCAAGGACCCGCCCCAGAGGCUUGAUCCGGCAUCUACACUAUAACGGAAGUGGGGAUGCGGAACUAAUAGACUGCCGGAAGGUCUCCGUCAUCGAUUUCCUGGAGUACCUAUUUGGCCAGACUUUCUGGUCAAGGACAGUCGAGGAGGCCAAGGCAGCUUUUCAGCAUGCUUACAUACAACAAUUUCUCGC